UUUCCCCUUGAAGGAUUCAUGCUGAUGUCUGCAGAGUCGGUUAGAGUAAAAACAGCGCAUGCCUUCCUGGAGUCGGGAUCCGUAAAUUCUGACGUAGCCCGUGCAUCUUAAAAAUCCUUAUAAUAACGCCUAGGCAUUUAAGUUGCUAUGGUCAUUCCGAUCUCAAACCAAAUGGAGAAACUACGGAUUUUUUUUCCUUAUUACGGUCGGAUGGGAUGAAGACCUUCCUGCCUGCUAAGAGCUGGGGAUCUAUCCAUAGAGAUACAUAGAUAUGUUUAUCAAUAUGUCAGUGUGUGAGUAUAAAGUGGUGGUUUCUUAGACUAUCAGUGGUUUGACCUUGAACCUGUGCCAGUGAAACAGCAGAUUACUUUUAUUUAUGCAUUUAAUGGAUUGAAGAAAAGAACCUUUUUUUUUUUUUUUCUCUCUCCGCAACUGCAGUAAGGGAGGGGAGUUGGAUAUACCUCGCCUAAUAUCUUCUGGGUUCAUACCGUCAUUAUUGUUUAUUGCUGUGCUCCAAAAGCCGAGUCCUCUGAUGGCUCCCUUAGGUGAAGUUGGGAACUAUUUCGGUGUGCAGGAUGCGGUACCAUUUGGGAAUGUGCCCGUGUUGCCGGUGGACAGUCCGGUUUUGUUAAGUGACCACCUGGGUCAGUCCGAAGCAGGGGGGCUUCCCAGGGGACCCGCGGUCACGGACCUGGAUCAUUUAAAGGGGAUUCUCAGGCGGAGGCAGCUAUACUGCAGGACUGGAUUUCACUUAGAAAUCUUCCCCAAUGGUACUAUCCAGGGAACCAGGAAAGACCACAGCCGAUUUGGCAUUCUGGAAUUUAUCAGUAUAGCAGUGGGCCUGGUCAGCAUUCGAGGCGUGGACAGUGGACUCUACCUCGGGAUGAACGAGAAGGGGGAGCUGUAUGGAUCAGAAAAACUAACCCAAGAGUGUGUAUUCAGAGAACAGUUUGAAGAAAACUGGUAUAACACCUACUCUUCGAAUCUCUAUAAACACGUGGACACUGGAAGGCGAUACUACGUUGCAUUAAACAAAGACGGGACCCCCAGAGAAGGAACCAGGACUAAACGGCACCAGAAAUUCACACAUUUUUUACCUAGACCAGUGGACCCCGACAAAGUACCCGAACUAUAUAAGGAUAUUCUAAGCCAAAGUUGACAAAGACAAUUUCUUCACUUGAGCCCUUAAAAAAAGUAACCACUAUAAAGGUUUCACGCGGUGGGUUCUUCUCGAUUAGCUGGGGGGUCACCCCAGCUCCACUGUUGCCAAACUUUGCCGCAUGCAUGAUGUCCGAUGGAGGCUUGGACGGGAACAUGCCGAUUCUGUUCUGCACUUACAGGCUGGUCCUUCCGGAGGCCGGCCGCUGCCCACUUGCUCGAUUUCUUGUGCAAGGAGGAGAGGGAGACUGAGCGGGGGUGCGAGUGUGUGCGUGGAUGAGUAGCAGGGGGAACUGAAGAGAGAGGCAGAGAGGACAACGGCCUGAUGCAUGCUGGGAUUUAGACGCGCUUUUGCAUUUUUGAUCAGUUGUACUUCAUCCUGUAUCCGCACAGCCAUACUUCGACUCAUCAGGAUCGGGGCUGGUGGCCUUCGCAAGGGCACGCUGCGUUUUCAGAGGUGUGGAGGGUGCAGUCUUACUUCAGAGACUUUUUCAGUUCACGCUCGCUGGUGCCAUCCCAGUGAAUUGAAAGCAAAGACCUCUUAGGCAAAAAACAAAAAAACGAAAAAACAAAUACAAAACAAAACAAAACAAAAGUUAAAUUUAUUUAUAGAAAUUCCAAAGGCAACAUUUUAUUUAUUUUAUAUAUUUAUUUAUUAUAUAGAGUUUAUUUUUAAUGAAAUAUGUACAGGCCAGAUAGGCAUUUUGGAAGCUUUAGGCUCUGUAAGCAUUAAAUGGCAAAGUCCGCUACGAACCUGUGGUAAAUUCAUGCAAGUAAAUAACGGUGCAUGGAUGUGAGAAAUUCUAAUGACCCUAAUGUACUAAAGGCGACAAUCUCUUUUGUGCCCGUAUUAUUGUAAACUUAUGCACAUCAUUCAUGACACUGAGUAUUCACUCUUCAGACUGCUUGUUUCAUAGCUUAUCCCAGAGGAUUAAAGAAAAACUGGGUCUCAAACUUUUAUUCUGUGUCUGUAAUAUUUCCUCUCUCAUUAAGUGACUUAUUCCAUCAUUGUAACUUCACGGUUGGAAGAUAUAAGGGUUGGUAUAUAUCCUACGUGUUUAAAUCUAUUGCAGAAUAUACCAAAGCUAAACAAUAACUCUGCUUUUGUUUUAGUUGAUCUCCAGGACAACAGGUCUAACAUCAAACAUUGUACUGAUUUAGAUGCUCAAAAACGGGGGG
This is a messenger RNA of Neofelis nebulosa (Clouded leopard), 2337 nucleotides long. RefSeq names its product fibroblast growth factor 9 (gene FGF9). Gene Ontology annotation, molecular function: growth factor activity; fibroblast growth factor receptor binding. The transcript has 3 exons. The coding region runs from base 533 to 1159 and encodes 208 amino acids. NCBI's taxonomy places the organism in Eukaryota, Metazoa, Chordata, Mammalia, Carnivora, Felidae. The record is from RefSeq and is a predicted model, not a curated record. Gene Ontology annotation, biological process: fibroblast growth factor receptor signaling pathway; cell differentiation; positive regulation of protein phosphorylation. Gene Ontology annotation, cellular component: cytoplasm.